Pangasianodon hypophthalmus (striped catfish) is the source of this 3792-nucleotide messenger RNA. RefSeq names its product golgi associated, gamma adaptin ear containing, ARF binding protein 3b (gene gga3b). The coding region runs from base 110 to 2218 and encodes 702 amino acids. Gene Ontology annotation, biological process: vesicle-mediated transport; intracellular protein transport. Gene Ontology annotation, molecular function: phosphatidylinositol binding; small GTPase binding; ubiquitin binding. The record is from RefSeq and is a predicted model, not a curated record. NCBI's taxonomy places the organism in Eukaryota, Metazoa, Chordata, Actinopteri, Siluriformes, Pangasiidae. Gene Ontology annotation, cellular component: trans-Golgi network. The transcript has 16 exons.
CGCGCAUGCGCAGUGCAGGGCCGUGGGGGGACGCUGGCUUGGGGAGUGACAGUCUCUACUCUGUGGAUGUAGAUGAUAAAAUGAAAUGUGGAUGAUACUAUGAGGCGAGAUGGCGUACCAGGAAGGCGAGACGCUCGAAUCGUGGCUUAACAAAGCCACUCACCCAACUAACAGGCAGGAGGACUGGGAGUACAUCAUCGGCUUCUGUGACCAGAUCAACAAGGAACUGGAAGGUCCGCAGAUCGCUGUACAGCUUCUUGUUCACAAAAUCCACUCACCUCAGGAAUGGGAGGCUCUCCAGGCAUUAACUGUGAGUGAUCACUCAGCAUACACACACACACACACACACACACACACACGCUUACACAGAGCUCUGGUCGGACGUGUUCUUUAUCUCCUGCAGGUGUUGGAGGCCUGCAUGAAGAACUGUGGGAGACGGUUUCACAACGAAGUGGCCAAAUACAGGUUUUUAAAUGAGCUCAUCAAAGUGGUCUCCCCCAAGUACAUGGGAGAAGGCGUCUCUGAGAGAGUGAAGACUAAGAUUAUUGAAAUGCUGUACAGCUGGACUGUAGCGUUCCCUAACGAGGCCAAAAUAAGUGAAGCGUACCAAACACUGAGGAGACAAGGACUCAUCUCAUCAGACCCCGAGCUGACGGCUGAUAAAACUCUGAUCCCGUCUCCACCUUCUCGCCCCAAAAACCCAGUGUUCGACAACGAGGACAUGGGCAAGUUGUUGGCGGAGCUGCUCCGGAGUAAGAACCCUGAGGAUCUGCAGGAGGCCAACAGGCUGAUCAAGAACAUGGUGAAGGAGGACGAUGCUCGGGUUCAGAAAAUGACCAAACGCAUGCACACGCUGGAGGAGGUAAACAAUAAUGUCAAGCUAUUGAGUGAAAUGCUGAGUCAUUACGACCGAGACAGGUCAUCAGACGCAGACCGUGACCUCAUCAAGGAGCUGUAUGAGCGCUGCGACAAACUGAGACGCACGGCAUUCAAACUGGCCACGGAGACAGAGGACCACGACACUAGUUUAGGUGAAAUUCUUCAGGCCAGUGAUGAGCUGGAGAGAGUUAUAAGCCUGUAUAAGAAGGUUGUAAAGGGCGAGACAGAUGGAGGAGACACUGAGGAACAGAAACCAGCACUCGGGAAAGGUUGUGAGACAGACACACUCAUUGAUCUCGGUGGUCUGGAUGAACCCCCUGCUCCCCAGACAGCUCCGCCCGUUCAAGUCUCCAGAGCACCUUUGACCAAUCAGACUGCCUGCAGCAUUCCGGUGAUCCCGCCCCCUCCCCGCCGAUUGGCUGGAGGAUCUGCCAGUCAGACCAGCAGCCCGAUUCACAAAGCCUCAGAGCCAUCACCAGCCCACUCUCUGCUCGACGAUGAGCUGCUGUCCCUAGGGUUGAAUGAACCUCCUCCGGUACAGAGCAGACCAAAACUGGAGGACGUGUCCAACCAGUGGACGUCUUUACAGGCUCCGGCUCCUCCUGGACUCGACCUGUUCUCUGGUGGAGCAGCAGCACCAGGCACCAUGUUUCCUCCUACACACACCUCAGGACACCCCACACACCCCGCACACCCUGACAUGGUGACUCAGGGGCUGCAGGAUCUCACCAUGCUGAACCUGGGAGAUGUGAAGAGUGUCUCAGGUCAGCCCGUCAUGGCCGCAGGUGUUGGUUUGGGUUUCGCCGUGCCCUCCUCUCUCUCCUCCUCCAAUCCGUUUAUCAGCUCCACCAUGCCCGGCUCGCCCCUGCGCUCUCUACAGGGAACCCCUGCGCGCUCUGAGGCAUCCCUCAGCAACCUGCAUGUUCCCCUGGACUCCAUCAAAACCAGUAAGGCUCUUCCUGUGACUGCGUACGAUAAAGACGGAGUGCGUGUCCUCCUGCACUUUGGCACUGAGUGUCCUCCUGGGAGACCGGAUGUCCUCGUCAUGGUGGUGUCCAUGCUGAACACGGCUCCUCUCGCAGUGAAGAACAUCGAGCUACAGGCUGCAGUGCCGAAGUCUAUGAAGGUGAAGCUUCAGAGUCCAUCAGGAGCCGAGCUGGCGCCCUUUAACCCCGUCCUGCCCCCUUCCUCCAUCACACAGGUCAUGCUUCUCGCUAACCCGCUUAAGGAGAAGGUGCGUCUGCGCUAUAAGCUGAUGUUCCUCCUCGGUGAGAGACAGUACUGUGAAGUGGGUGAGCUGGAUCAGUUUCCUCCGCCAGAGAGAUGGGGAAACCUGUAGAGCUAACACACACACACACACACACACACUCUGAUGGUAAGGUCAGGUGACCGAGAUCUUAACUCUAAGAUCACUGUAAGAUCUGCCUCAGACAUCUGUAAGAAAACUCCCGGUUUAUUUAUUGCUUUGUUUGUAUUUUAUUAAAGCUGUAAAUGAUGAGUGUUAUCAAGGGUCCAAGUUAGCUUCUAGUCACUUUGAGCUACAGCGUUAUCGCUAAGACUGAGAUUCCACACUGCACACGUGGACUCCAAAUCAUCUGUGAAAAGGAAAUCACGGUUACUGCACUCUCUGUCUCUCUUUAUCCAUAUACAUGUGUGUGUUACACCACACAGACUGUGUAGUGCUCUACAUGUACUGUAAACACACACCCUUGUGCGCUGGACAUUUUGGUAUCUAUCAAAACCCACCUCUUGCCUCUGACUUUAAUGUGAACAUGUGUAAUAAUGAAGCUCCAUCGUCCACAGUGUCACUCAAUCAGGGACAGUCUGGGGCGGAGCGUCCAUCUUUGAGUUUUCUGGUUACGUGAGGAAAAAAUCGAUCUCAUCAGAUGUAUCAGAUGUGUUUUCAGCUGAACCCUGAGCUCACGCUAGCAAGCAACAGAGCGACAGGUGACAUUUCAUUUCCUGUGUGAGUUUAUGACUUCAUCCCAGCGACAGUAACAAGUGACACGACAGAGAAACGGAUUUUUUUUCUGUUUUAACUUAAAUUCAUUGUGGUUAUGAGGCUGUAAUGAAACAAAUCCUCAUACAAAUCUGAUGACGUUUUGUCCGAUGUUUCUCCUGUUCUCACAGUGUUUGGUGAUAAAAAUGGAGGAAAAAGUUUCUUUCUUUUAUUAGAAAGUGAUAACAUUAGUGUCAUGAGACGCCCACACGUGAUAGCAUUAACAGUCAUGACGUGUCCACAAGAGGCAACUCACCAGGAACCUGUCGCUUGCUAGCGUGAUCUCUGCCUCAGACACGAGCGAGUCAAAGUGCUGAGGCGAUUUUUUACGUUUUGUUGAACUCAGUUUAAUGUAAACAUGUUUAAUUUUAUAUGUGAUGUUUACUGAAUGUACGUGUUUUUAUUUAUUGAUGUCAUUGUGCAAUACAUGUGUGUUUAAUUUCUGUAUGUGUUUUUUUCCUCUUAGGACUGUGGUCCGGACUUGUUAUUACUAAUGUUAUUACUAAGACAUACAGGUUAUAACAUAGACACUAAAACUGUAAUAACAUAAUAACAUUUUGGGCCUUCACACACACAUACAGAGCGACCAUGUGUGUGUGUGUGUGUGUGUGUGUGUGUGUGUGUGUGUGUUGUGAGAGAAAGAGAAAGACGAUCUGCGUUCUGACUGUAUACAGUGUGUAUGGGUUUAAAACACAAGCCAUAAAAAUGUAAUUGUCCUGAUCACUGAGACUGAAGAUGUGAAUCUGAAAAUCUUGAGAAUCAAGACUGCCCCUGUGUGUGUGUGUGUGUGUGUGUGUGUGUGUGUGUUUGUGUCCUGUAUGUGCUUGUGCCAUGCAACAGUUUGUACAGUAUAUGGUUCGAACAUGUGAUCUGUCCAGCUGCAUGCAGAAAUAAAAUGUCUCUUUUAAAGCAAA